Molecule: messenger RNA, 2506 nt
Organism: Toxotes jaculatrix (banded archerfish)
Lineage: Eukaryota; Metazoa; Chordata; Actinopteri; Toxotidae
Exons: 9
Coding region: 727-1929 (400 amino acids)
Biological process (GO): interleukin-15-mediated signaling pathway; positive regulation of ERK1 and ERK2 cascade; T cell activation
Cellular component (GO): external side of plasma membrane; membrane raft
Molecular function (GO): protein tyrosine kinase binding; MHC class II protein binding
Source: RefSeq, a predicted model, not a curated record
ACGAACGCCCUAAAAGUUCAGGAAAAAAGUAAAAAGCAAAGUACAGAAGUAACGAAAGUAGUCUCCCUGUGUGCACAACUGCGCCGAGAUUUGUCCACGUUAAAGAUAGUGACUGGAUGAACUACUGUGAAUGAAGCUUCAUCACUGAAUAAAAUCAAGACAUUACACCUCAGAGAGUGAACCCAAAACUUCAAGGAUGAACUUAGUUUUUCACUUGAGUCCAGACGAUAAAACCUCCAGAGCUUUGCUGCUGUUGUUCACACACUCAUGACGAAACACUUCCCCUUUAGUUCUCAGAAGAAAAUACAAAGCUGCAACGAGGAACCAACAAAACACUAAAAUAUCAUCAUUAGCCGCAGGUGCCACAUUCUGGUGGGUGAGGUGUUUGCUCUGCAUUUCACAUAACCAUGAACUUUUCUCUCACUUGUGUUUUCGGGCCACAUCAGUUGUGCAUUUCUCACUUGCUGAGCUGAAUCUGAAAUUUUAUUUGUGUUGAGAACUAGUUAUUAAAAUGCUCAUGUCUUCCCUGUGCACAGAGCAUGAGAAAAACAUCCAGUGUCUCUGACCUAAGGAGGAGUCUGCUCCUCAGGCAGAGCCUCAGAUUCUCUCCACAUCAUCGAUGAGGCGGAGAGAAGCAAUGAAAAGCUCAUAGAAGAAAUCUAACCACUGAAAGACAAGAAAAAAAAAUUCAAGUCACUAUGAGCAAGUAACAGUAAUAGGAAGUACAUGCUGUACGUUUCUCUGAAUCACUGGUUAGAAACUCUGACAGAUGACGGAGUGAGAACCAGAGAAAGAAAACGAGACAGAAGCACGAUGGCUGGAUUCAAGUGGACUAAAUGGAUUCAAAUGUCUGUGUUUCUGAUGCUGGUGCUUCUGUUUACAGCAGGAACUGGACAACGUCACCACUUCACUGUCAGAGAUGGAGAUAAAGUCACUUUGCCUUGUGAAAACAGGAUAAAAGAUCAGGACAAAUGUAACAGUACUACCUGGAUCUACGGUGAUACAGACAGGUCACCAGCAGUAGAGCUGAUCAUCCUUGGGAAGAUUGGUGAACAUGCCAAAGAUAAAUCAGACAGACUGAGUGUUACAGAGGACUGUUCUCUGGUUAUAGAGAAGGUCACAGUUAAAGAUGUGGGUCAGUACAUCUGUAGACAGUUUAACAAUUCAGGACGACAACAAGGUCCAGGCUCUGUGGUUGAUCUGUCUGUUAUUAACAUUCAUGAAGAUAAGGUUAACAUGAUGUUAACAUGCACUGUGUUGACAUAUGACACACAAUGCAGACACACAGUGCAGUGGCUGUAUGAGGGUAAGAAGGAUGGUUUCACCAUAACAGAGAAAACACCAGAGUCCUGCUCAGCCACUGUGACAUUUAAGGCUCCUCAUCAUAACCACAAGUCAAAGUAUGAGGAGUCAUUCAAGUGUAACGUGACAGACAGUGACAGUCAGAACCUGCUGGUGUAUAACUUCACCCUUCAGUCCUCAGGUGACAGAACAGCUGCACCAAAUGGAAACAGAACAACAUCUGGACACAAUGAUGGUGAGAAAAAUCCACAAGAUCUUCUUCAGUGGUGGUACAUCGUUGUGCCUGUGGGUUUUGCAGCGCUCCUGAUAACUGUUGGAGCGGUCAUCAGACAGAGGAGAACCAAAGGAAACAAAACACUGAGGGAUGAAAACACUGGAUUGACCUUUGGCCCUGCAGUGACUCAGUCUGCCCCAGAAACCAGUCAGGACAAAGCUGAUCCUGAAGAUGGUGUUUUCUACACCUCCAUCAGCUACGCCCGGAAGGCCGACAGUAAAGCCCGGGUUCAGGGUGAUGAUGACGAAGAUGAUGCAGUGACCUACAGCACUGUGAAAGCUCCUUCCUCCUCAGCUGGAGCCUCCACUGAUCCCAGCGACUUCUACGCCACCGUCAACAAACCACGCACAUAAGAAGCCACGGUCUAGUUACAUCUUAUGUCAUCACGUUCAUUCAAUAGCAAAUAAGAAAAACAGGUCAGUGUUUAUUUGUUAUGUUUUUCAGAGCUGAUAUUUAUUGAUCAUUAGAGGAAAAUUGUCUGUUUCACACAAAUCCUAGAGAGAAUUUUAUACUAACUUAUAUUUUUGUAUAUAAUCGUGAUGCUCUCCAGUUAUUUACAGUAUUGAUGCAUGAAGGUAAAGACAAAUACUUGAAGCUCUGCUGUGUCUGGUUGUUGUUUUCUGGUAUUAUAAUGCUGUAGUUUUACAUUGAAUUUUCAUUGUAAUUUUUAGUUUGUGUUGUAAAAGCCUUUCUGUCCACAAGGGGGUGCUGUGCUGUAGAUUAACUGGCAGCACAGUGUGAGAAGCAGGCGCCUGAUGAGCUGGUUUCUUGGAUGAAUGAGUAAAAGUAUAAUUUAUAUUUUCCUCUGUAAACGUGCUGUCAGACAUUUUACUGAGGUCAGUGAUGGAUGACCUGAUGCUUGUUAUUGAGCUUGUGGUGGUUUUAUUCUGUCAUUGUGUGUGUUGAAUAAAUGAAAUGUGGUAGUUUAAA